Messenger RNA from Sesamum indicum (sesame), 803 nucleotides. Its product is annotated as protein PNS1-like. Gene Ontology annotation, cellular component: membrane. Gene Ontology annotation, biological process: transmembrane transport. Lineage: Eukaryota; Viridiplantae; Streptophyta; Magnoliopsida; Lamiales; Pedaliaceae. Gene Ontology annotation, molecular function: transmembrane transporter activity. The record is from RefSeq and is a predicted model, not a curated record.
CAGAGAUCGAUACUCUAUUCAUAUUCCUCAUCCUAGGAAGCUUAACAUGGACAAUGCAGAUAGUGAAAAACAUGAUGCUUGUCACAGUAUCACACAUCAAAUACAUGCAAUUUGCAAGUGGGACACAAGUUGACUUCAAAACUGCAGCAAGAAACUCAGCUAAGUACUCAAUGGGGAGUAUUUGCAUGGGCUCAAUUUUUAUACCAGUUCUUGGUGUCAUCCGGGGUUCAGCUCGAGGUGUAAAUUUGGUUUCUGGAGACGCAGAUGAGUUCAUGUGCUCCGCAAAUUGCUGUUCUGGAGUUGCAUUAAAGCUUGUAGCAUAUGGGAAUAGAUGGGGCUUUGUGCAAGUAGGGGUUUACAGCAAAGGGAUUGUGCGAGCAUCAACGGAUACAUGGGAGAUGUUCAGAAGACUUGGAAUGGAAAAGCUGAUAAACUCUGACCUCACCAGUUCAUUCUGCUUCCUCUCCGGGGUGGCAGCAGGAUCCAUAUGUGCACUAGUUGGUGGUAGUUGGGCACUUCUGAUCCACAAGACCUAUGCAACAGAAGUGUCCUUGUACACAUUCUUAAUCGGAUAUUUUAUGAGUAGGGUCGCCAUGGCAUGGGUACAAGCCAGCAUUGCAGCGUAUUAUGUUGCAUAUGCAGAAAACCCCCAGAGCCAGCAAUUUGACAGUACUAUUCCAGAUUAUAUCCGGGAGAUAGAAAGAUCACAAGUACAAAAUUCACAAGAGUUGGUUCGUACGGCUCAUGUAGAAUCCAUGUUAUAGAGACACAUUUUUAAUAUCUUUUACAUACAUGUAUGUAAA